Molecule: messenger RNA, 1377 nt
Organism: Bursaphelenchus xylophilus (pine wood nematode)
Lineage: Eukaryota; Metazoa; Nematoda; Chromadorea; Rhabditida; Aphelenchoididae
Source: the annotation of a GenBank genome assembly
AUGGAAAAGAUGCCGAGCUUGUCGGUUUUGAUGACUUUGCUGAUCCUCCAACACGCUGGUUGUAUCUUUGCAAACACUGGGGAUGGGCUGAAUGGAAGAGGUGAGUAUUUUUUGUAAAAACUAAAAAUUUGAGUUCAAAAAAUUUUUUUUGGCCAAAAAAUUUCAAAAUGGAAUUGCUAAGAAUCAGCCGAUCAGAUUUCCCUCAAAUUUUACAUGCUGAUUCUGUGCUGGAGGCAUGCCAAUCGCUACAAAUUUUAGAUCUUGCUUUGCAAGGGCAGCUGAGAUAUUCAACAAAUUUUUUAGGCGAGUGAGUAUGCGAUAUGAGGAGAGCGGUUAGAGAAAAAACCUUUUUUCUCAUAUCAUAGCCAUUUUUUCAAGGAAAGAAUGAUUUUUUGUUGAAUCAUUACCCUCUGCCUUGCUUAGAAAUCCAAUUUUAAUUGGAUUUCUUCAAAAUUUUUUUUCAGGACAGUACUCUUCAAAAAUUUCGAAAUUUCCGCAAUUUUCGACUUAAAAAUUUCAAUUCCUGUCAAUUUGAAUAUCAGAACUAGUGUAUAUUUUCUUUUCCACUUGCUGAUUUUAGCCUCCUACAACCCUCCCUCAACUUAUCCAUCAAAAUUCAUCAACUACCCCUCUAAUCCUCUAAAUUACACUCAACGCCCGCUGUUCAUGAACUACUCCACAAUCCACUCAAAUACCAACUUCACUUGGCCUAAUUCGUCCCAUCCGACUCUGUACAACAUGUCUAGUCUCAACUUUUUGCCCCGUCUUUACUCGGCUAAGAGUUUCGCAUUGCCGGAUUACGGUAACUCCUCGAGUAAAAACGCCUUCAAUCAUCAUGAUAAUGACGAAAUUCUUGAGGAACACUAUACUUUUGGGACUUAUGACAUCAUCCAUCGUAUCCAUAACCACGAAUUGAAUGAGAAAUCGAGCCAUGACAGCCGGAAAACACCUUAUAUUGCACAUGACCUUAAUGAUCAAGAAGAAGGUCGGAGCCCAAAAACUGGUAGCGCUGGUCCGCCAGCAGCUCAGCCAAGUGGCUACAGUGGGCUGAACAACCUUUACAACACAAAUCUCGGAGGAUACGGUACUGAAAAUUACAGUAAUCGCGAUAAUAACGAAAAUAAUGGAGGGUAUAGCAGUGAAAUCGAUGAAACCGAUAUAAGAAGGGGUCCGUUCAGUGGGAAUAAGCGAGCAGAAAGUGGCGAAGUCCAUGACGGACAUGUCUCGGGCUAUCAGACACCCAAUUAUUUGAUGAACUACCUGAAAAAUGUCAAGAGUCCGGCGUCGGUGUGGUCGAGCGGAUGGAUCCCAAUUGAUGACGGAAAUACGAUGGAAAAGCGGACUGUUUGGUGGAAAAAGGACGAUCGUAGAGCUUGA